Notothenia coriiceps (black rockcod) is the source of this 763-nucleotide messenger RNA. RefSeq lists its product as uncharacterized. The record is from RefSeq and is a predicted model, not a curated record. NCBI's taxonomy places the organism in Eukaryota, Metazoa, Chordata, Actinopteri, Perciformes, Nototheniidae. The transcript has a single exon. The annotation marks the transcript as partial.
CUCCCUGUCCUUCUCCAGGCAGUCGACUGGCACUGGAUCCGUCAGACACGCCCCCUGAGCAGUGCAUCAUGGGCCCUGGCACCCCCCAACAGCCUGAGAUAUCAGAACAUUAAGCAGCCCGUAUUGUCGCACCCGUUCCACCAUGCCAGCCAGCCUCUUUCAGGGGCUGACGGAGAGGAGGAGUGGGAGGGGGCCCUCAGCGUGUGUGUGCUGGUGCGGCAGGGGGAGUCCCACAGCCUCCACACCCUGCUGGAGGUCCCGCUGUUUGCCCGCAAUAAACUAAAUCUCCUCGCUCCUGGGCUUCACCCCCCCUCCGAGUUCUCCUUCCCGUUGACCACGGUGGACGGCAGCCAGGAGGACGACAUCAGCGUUGACAGCUUCAAGAGAAACGGCGCUGCUAUAGAGAGAGAACACGGUUGUUUCAGGAGCCUGUUUGAAGCCGAGCGGUGUCCUGCUCCCUUUAUGUAUGGCUCUCAGUUUUACUGUUUCCACUGCCCGGGCACGGAGCCGGCGCCUGGCUGCGGACUGAAAACUAUGGAGGAUAUUGGACUUGAAAACAAGCUUGUGGUGCUCUCUUUGCAGCCUCACAGCUCUCUGUACAGCCAAUCAGAGAGAGCAGAGGGGGAGCACACUGAGAGAGACAGUGAACGAGAGAGGCAGCUGGCCCUGAUGUAUGAAAGACUGAGGAUAGAGGUAAGACUGUUUAUUGAUCCUCCAGUCCUUUCCUCACAACACAAUGCAAUACAGCUUUAUUUGUAAAGCA